ACGUUCCCCUUUUCUAAUACAAAAAUUGUUCCAGUCCACCAUCGGAAAUUUGAAAAAAAUUCAAAAGUUGAGGUCAGGAGACCUGCUUUUACAAACAUCCUCACCCCAACAAUCGGCAAAACUUUUGUCAACAAAGACCUUGGAAGAUAUAGAAGUCAUUAUCACACCACACGUGAGUUUAAACUCAUCACGUGGUGUGAUAUCUGAAGCAGAUUUGAUGUCUGAAAGUGAAUCAGAUAUCCAGAUAGGCCUUUCAGACCAAGGUGUCACUGCCGUCAGACGCAUCUCUAUCAGGCGCGAUGGCAAGUUGAUACCUACAAAACAUCUUAUAAUCAUGUUCAACAAGCCAACAUUGCCAUCUUCCGUUGCAGCAGGAUAUCUCCGUUGUCAAGUUCGCCCAUACAUUCCAAAUCCGCUGCGUUGCUUUAAAUACCAGCGGUUUGGACACUCACAAACAUCCUGCCGUGGGAAAAGUGCAUGCGCCCAGUGUGGAAAAGAAGAUCAUGACAGUACUGAAUGUACAACUACUCCAUGCUGCGUCAACUGCAAAGAAGCUCACCCUGCCUACUCCCGAAAAUGUCCUACAUGGCAAACAGAAAAAGAGAUACAGCGGGUGAAGACUAUAAAUAAUAUACCUUACCCGGAGGCACGUCGCAUGGUCACUUUAAGUGCACCAGUGAGACAGAAGACAUUUGCUGCUGUUCUAAAAUCCACAAAGAUAUGUGGAGUUCAGAUAGACAUUUCUGUUUCACCAAAUGAAUCGCUAACACGCCAUGCAAAAUGUUUGUUGAUACAAUCUACCCAAACAGCAAAAAAGGAGAACAAGAAAAGCAAAACGCCCCUACCUAAAACAGGGAUAACAACCAGGAAUGUGUGUUCUAAAAAAGCUAGUACACUAAACAAACAGAGUGAAAGCAGCUCUCUCUAA
Messenger RNA from Centruroides sculpturatus (bark scorpion), 928 nucleotides. RefSeq lists its product as uncharacterized. The record is from RefSeq and is a predicted model, not a curated record. The transcript has a single exon. The coding region runs from base 218 to 928 and encodes 236 amino acids. Lineage: Eukaryota; Metazoa; Arthropoda; Arachnida; Scorpiones; Buthidae. Gene Ontology annotation, molecular function: nucleic acid binding; zinc ion binding.